Molecule: messenger RNA, 2590 nt
Organism: Maylandia zebra (zebra mbuna)
Lineage: Eukaryota; Metazoa; Chordata; Actinopteri; Cichliformes; Cichlidae
Source: RefSeq, a predicted model, not a curated record
UCUCAGCAGGUUUCAGGAACAAGAGCUACAUGGGUUUAUGUGGUUUAUGUUCGGUGGGGUAACUUUAAGUUGCUAGAAAUACUCAGAGAUGGAGAGACAAUAUCCACAAACUUUCAAUGGUCCCUUUAGAAAACUCAGCAUCAAUGUCACAAUAUUAGAUAAUUAGGUUCCAGGUCACCCUCUAAGUCUUUGGUCGAAAUAUUGAUCAUUUCAAUAUUAUUCAUCUGCUUUUGUUAAUUUCUCAAUUAUUAGUGUGUGAUUCUUAAUAAAUUACUAAUCAUUUCUGCUAUUUUGGGGAAGAGCAUAUCAAGACAUACUAAGUGUAGGGAAAGAAAUAUCAGUCAUUAUGACUCACAAAGUCCCACCCCUUCAGAACAAGAUUUUUUUUUCUUUUUUUCUCAGAAGGGAAAUGCUUGUGGUCUUGCUGAUACUUGUUCACAUUUUAAGCUGCAGUGCUCAUCAGAUACAAACUGUCUGCCAAAGAUGAGGAACUUUCUGACAAAUUUUCCCUUUAGGGAGCUCGGUGUUUUUGUUACUAUCGUUGGCAGUUUUACUUACAAUAUUUUACUUGAUCGUGAUAUGCAAUGCACUUGCAAAGAUGUAGCUCGAGACUGCAGCACAUACGUGCUCUUACCAUCUUUCAUUAUUUUUUUCUUAAUGCUUUGGGCAGACAAGACAUUACAGAAGACCUGCAAGUAUACAUUUGCAUAUAAAUAUUACUGUGAAUGUAAAUGUAACUGCAACAAGAGUUGCGAUAGGAGAACGGAGGGGGAGAGGACAAUACUUCACGGUCGCUGUUUUUCAGUGAAGCCUUGUGUUCCAAAUUACAGGACAGAGUUAUGUGGAGUUUUCUGGAGUCAUAUUUUCAAAGCAGUUUGCGUUGGUCUGCUUUGGGUUGUCUCUGUGCUCGUUGAUGGAGACUGGUAUGUUUGCUGUCAGAGUAAGAAAGAACAGUCACAGUUAGCCUGCAAAGAUAAAACUAACAUCACAGCUGAGGAAAAUGUGACCAUUGGUUCUCUAAAAAACACAUCAAGGAUUUUAGGAUUCUCUGUGCUCCUUGGUAUCAUUUUUCUGUUGGCCCUGGUGUCAUUGUGGUGUGAUUGCUGUAAAUGCUGUUCUAGCAGUACAGCUGUUUAUGACGCAGUGAUCUUGGAACAAAGGGAAAAGUUAUCGAAAGAGCGUUUCAGAGAAGAUGCAAAAGAAGAGUGGACUGAAAUGGAAGUUAGAAAGCAAGCUGGAACACAAGAUAAAGAAGGAACUAAAAAUAGAUGGGUGGAACCUCCUAUAGGUGUUGCUGCAAACAUGACUGAAACCUCAGACAAAACAGAAACCUCUAUACAACAGCAAAAUCCCCAACAAUGCCCAACUGAGGACACAGCAGCACCUGUCCCCGAGGACACAGCAGCAUCUGCAACAGGGGCCACAGCUAAAGCCACGACAGUGGGCACAGCAGGCCUCAAUAACGACUAACUGUUUCUACCUGACGAGUUAGUUGCAAAAAAAGGACAAUUUGCAUGUUUAUCAAUGGUUUGCUAAAAGUAGCUUUAAAAUUUCAAACUUAUUGACAAAAUCAAUCAUAACCAAAUUCAACACGUUUAUACAACACAUAUAUAAUAUGUUGUAUAUACAUAUAUAAUGCAUACAAAAAUAAAUUUUUUAAAACAUCUAUUCUAUGAAUUAUUUUAAGGACUCCAGCCAUAUUAGUUCAGAAGAAAAAAUUGAAUGGAUUGUUAUGUAUUCUUUGUGAGAAUCCCGAUUUCCUUGUGUUACUUACAUUUUGUAAGUUGCAGAAGGAAGUAUCUGUGUCUUUUUUAAGUUUUUAAGUUCUGUUAUAUGGAUGUAUUGUUUUAGCCCUUUUAGCCUUUUGCAAAUGUAAGCCAAAUUACUAUUUAGUAAUUCUAGAUACCAUAUUCUAGACAGAAAGCACCAGCAUAGCUGCAGGUCCAGGCAGCCCGCAGUAGGUCAGAUAAGGACACUCAACUCUCGUUGGCUUGAACUGACAAUCUCACAAAACUGCACACGAUACACAAUUGGGUAUGUUCCCAGAUACCGAUGAUUGGAAACAUCUGGUCUUAAUUCUGGGAAGGGUUGUUGUUCUGAAGAAAGAGGAAAUCUGGGGAAUUCUACUGACGUCAUAAUGGCUGUAAAGCUUUCUGUAACAGGGCAGAGGGAGAAGACCGAGGAUCGGCUCCCCACCCUGCACUUUCUGUGUGUUUUAAUAAAAUAAUCUGUGUUGACCCACUAUGGACUUUUCAGUCGUAUGUCUCUUCCUCAAAAUUCGAACCGCGACAGUCUUUUUUAAGUUUUUAAGUUCUGUUAUAUGGAUGUAUUGUUUUAGCCCUUUUAGCCUUUUGCAAAUGUAAGCCAAAUAUUAGAAAUAAGCAGUAAGAAAGGAAAGAAAAAGUAUUUCCUCAUAUUUUUGCAUCUGCUCUUGGGCUGAAAGGAUUUACUUAAUGUAAAUAUUUACUUUGUGGAGCCAUUGUUGUUCUUGUCUGUUUGAAUCUCUGAUUACAAUGUGAUUUUCUAUAUUAUUAUUUUUCUGUUUCAUCAUUUUAUUGUUCUGUUGGCUCUAAGCUGUCUCCUUAUUAAA